AGACCACACUAGACACUACUCGCCGGACCGACUCCCCACCACCGCAAUCCCACUCCGCCACCAUGCCUCUCCUCCGGCUGCCGCCGCCCGUCCCCAGUCCCGCCGCCGCAUCCCUCCCCCGUCACCACCUCCGCCUCGCCACCCAGCACAGGCACCUCACCGGAGCCACUCCCUCCUCUCCCUGCCUUCCCCGCCUCCGCAUCAGCGCUGCCCCCGCGGCCCGUCCCCUCCGAGGCAUUCCGUCGAGCAGGUGCCAUGCGGCGGCGGGAGAUCCGGUGCCGGCGCCCUCUCUGGCGCCUUCCGGCGCGCGGGCAGCGCUGGUGCGCGUCGGGGAGGCGCUGUCGCUCGGGUUCCCGCUUUGGGUCGCGUCGGCCUGCGCGUUGGCGCUCUGGCGGCCGGCGUCCUUCCUCUGGGUCACCCCCACCGCCCAGAUGGUCGGCCUGUCCUUCACCAUGCUCGGAAUGGGGAUGACACUGACGCUUGAUGACCUGAGAACCGCGCUCUUGAUGCCCAAGGAGUUAGCUGCUGGGUUUCUACUUCAGUACACUGUGAUGCCAUUGUCAGGAUAUCUCAUCAGCAGGCUAUUAAACCUACCAUCCCAUUAUGCUGCUGGACUGAUUUUGGUUUCCUGCUGCCCUGGAGGCACAGCAAGCAACAUUGUUACCUAUUUAGCAAGGGCAAAUGUUGCUCUUUCAGUGCUGAUGACAGCAGCAAGCACUUUUGCUGCAGCGUUCAUGACUCCACUUUUGUCAUCCAAACUGGCUGGGCAAUACGUCGCAGUAGACCCUAUGGGACUGUUCGUGUCGACAUCGCAGGUUGUCCUAGCGCCUGUUCUUUUGGGUGCUCUACUGAAUCAGUACAUGGGCCGUUUGGUUGAGUUGGUUUCUCCCUUGAUGCCGUUCGUUGCUGUGGCAACAGUAGCUGUUCUUUGCGGCAAUGCGAUCGCGCAGAACGCUUCAGCCAUCCUGGCAUCUGGCCUACAGGUGGUGCUAUCUGUCAUCUUGUUGCAUGGAUGCGGCUUCUUCUUUGGCUAUGUUCUAUCAAGGAUGAUCGGCAUCGACAUCGCUUCGUCACGAACAAUCUCCAUCGAGGUUGGCAUGCAGAACUCGGUGCUGGGUGUAGUCCUUGCGGGCAAGCACUUCGGGAGCCCUCUCACGGCGGUUCCGUGCGCGGUGUCGAGCAUCUGCCACUCGGUCUAUGGUAGCCUCUUAGCUGGGGUCUGGAGGUCCAUGCCUCCAAACGACAAGCAGGGAGCAUGAUGGAUCAUCAGACAGAUAGAUACUUUAGUAGUGGUAGUCGCGGGAGCUCGGGUUAUGAGUUAUUCGAAACUGUUUGUGCUUGUGAGAAAUAUUUGACGAUGAAAACCAAGCGCACCGCAACGAUA
This is a messenger RNA of Hordeum vulgare subsp. vulgare (domesticated barley), 1384 nucleotides long. Its product is annotated as probable sodium/metabolite cotransporter BASS1, chloroplastic. The record is from RefSeq and is a predicted model, not a curated record. The transcript is spliced from 8 exons. Bases 63 to 1259 code for a protein of 398 amino acids. Lineage: Eukaryota; Viridiplantae; Streptophyta; Magnoliopsida; Poales; Poaceae. Gene Ontology annotation, cellular component: membrane.